AUGGCCGACGCUGUUUCAUCCGUCGAAGCCAUGGCUCCCUCCUGCCCGCUGCCAGAUCCCACUCCCACCAACACCGCCAAUAUAAACAAUACCGCCUCCAUGACCCCUCCAUCCAGCGCAGACGGAGACAAAGUUGGGGAGAAGACCUCUCCAGGGCCCUCGAUCGCUGCCUCUGCUACCACCCCUUCUACGUCCUCCUCUUCAUCCUCCUCAACCACCUCAGACCUUUCCGACAUGGAUCUCGAUUCCAAUGCGAAUACCACAACUACUGCGCCUGACUCGACUACAGCUGCGGAUGAGAUUUUUCCGGAUCACUAUUACGGAGGGGGGAGGAUUCCGGUAUUUAAACCUACAAUGGACCAAUUCUGCGAUUUUGCUUCCUUUGUACGCAAAGUCGAUCACUACGGGAUGAAGUCCGGGGUGAUCAAGGUUAUCCCGCCUAAGGAAUGGACCGAUGCACUUCCACCCCUCGAAGAAGCAAUCAAAACUAUCCGUGUCAAAAACCCAAUCAUGCAAGAAUUCCACGGAUCGCAUGGCACAUUCACCCAGGCCAAUAUCGAAAAACAACGCUCAUAUAACCUGCCGCAAUGGAAAGCGCUGUGCGAGGAGAGUAGUCAUCAACCCCCCGCCCGACGCGGCGAGCGGAGACGGAACCAGGAAAAGGUGACCCGUGGUGGUGCGUACAAGCAACAAUCUAGAUCUAAUUCGCAGAGGCGGAAACCGGGGCCGAAACCUAAGCGCGUAGAAAUAGUGGACAACAACAACAACAACAACAACAACAACAACAACGCUGUCAAACCUAGAGAGGAUUCCACAGAGGCCCAUGUGGAUAAGUCAAAGCCGGAAAGCCCUCCAACCCCCGUCUCUCCGGAAUCCAGACCCAUGGAAACCAAGACAGAGGUACUUAGUGAUAGAGAGGUCUUACCGCCUCCUAAACCUAAAGGAAGACAGCCCAAAUCCGUCUCUGCCAGGAGAAAAUAUAACCGUGGCGACGCUGCGGAUUACAUUGAUGAGGAAGCCUUCAAAGAUUUCGACUACCGACUUUCUGGCACCGAGGAAUUCACCCCUGAACGAUGCGAGGAGCUGGAAACUGCCUAUUGGAAAUCACUCAUGUAUAACAACCCCAUGUACGGCGCGGAUAUGCCUGGGUCUCUCUUCGACGAUAGCGUAACUUCAUGGAAUGUUGCCAAACUGCCAAAUCUAUUGGAUAUUCUUGGACAGAAGGUUCCCGGUGUCAAUACUGCCUAUCUGUAUCUGGGAAUGUGGAAGGCAACCUUCGCCUGGCACCUCGAGGAUGUCGAUUUGUAUAGUAUCAAUUAUAUACACUUUGGCGCACCGAAGCAGUGGUAUAGCAUUUCCCAAGAGGAUUUGGGAAAGUUUGAAACUGCAAUGAAGAGUAUCUGGCCAACGGAUGCGAAGAACUGUGACCAGUUCCUCCGUCAUAAAACCUACUUGAUCUCCCCUGCUCUUCUAAAGUCACAAUUUGGCAUCAAUGUGAACAAAAUGGUCCACUUCGAGGGCGAGUUUGUCAUCACCUACCCAUACGGAUACCACUCGGGAUUUAAUCUGGGAUACAACUGUGCUGAAUCUGUCAACUUUGCGACUGAAAGCUGGCUGGACUAUGCUCGCGUCGCGAAGAAAUGUAACUGUGAGGCUGAUAGCGUUUGGAUUGAUAUCCGUGAAAUCGAACGCAAGCUUCGUGGCGAAUCCACGCCGGAGUAUUAUGAUGAGGACAUUGAGAUGGGUAGUGAUGACGAGGAUAUGACUAUGGACGGUGCCUCGGACCUCCUUACCCCGCCGCGCAGCGUGCCAGAAAAGCCCGGGGUAACGCGAGGCAGGAAAAGAAAAUGCGACAGUAACGAGUCAAGUCCGAAGGGUAAACGGGCUAAGAUGCAUGGGGAGGAUGGCCCCAAGAAGAUCCGUUGCGUCCUCUGUCCUCAUAGCAUGGACUAUGAAGAACUCCUAGCAACAGAAGAUGGCAAGUCUCACGCCCACCGCCGCUGCGCCACCUACAUUGAGGAAACAACCAUUCUCAAAGACGAAUCCGGCACAGAAGUAGUCUGUGAUAUCGACAAGGUCCCCAAGGCCCGUCUGGGUCUCAAAUGCCUCUACUGCCGCGAGAUCAACGGCGCCUGCUUCCAGUGCAUGCACGGCAAAUGCACGCGUGCCUACCAUCCCACCUGCGCUCUGCUAGCCGGGGUUCAGGUGGAGUUUGGCUCUGUAGCUGUCAUAGCUGAUGAUGGAGUUGAGUAUUCGGUGCCCGGGGUGGAUUUGAAGUGCAAGUAUCACCGGCCGAAGAAGUAUGCGUAUAUGCAGGGGGAGACGCCGGAUUUGGAUCCGAAACUUACGGUUGUUGCGAAGGGGCUGAGGAAGGGGGAGCUCGUGCAGUUUCAGGUGGAUAGGGAGAUAAAUGGGUGCGUUGUGCUUGAGAAUCGGGUGGGUGAAAGGGUGUUGCUGGUUAAGGUUUUGCCGAGGGGGGAUGUAAUCGAAUUACCCUAUCGAUUUUUGUUGAUUGUGCGAAAAUCAUCAUUCCCACCGCUCCCCCCCGGAAUUAAACCGCUACCUUCCCACCUCGCGCGAAAACCAGAUUCGAAGAAGGAUUUGGCUUCCUCCCUCCCAUCCCCUGGUACCCCAUUUGGCGAUGCGCGCUUCAUCUACCAAUGGGGCGAGUUUAUUCUUUUUAACCUUCCAUUCAACUCUUCCACAACCCACGUCGAUCUCUCGAAACCGGAGCAGAUGUGGUAUUACCUGGGCAAAUCAUCAACGGAGUGUCGUGCACAGUAUACCGAGAACCCCGAUAAACCGUUGCAUAAUCCUCGCUCGCAAUUUUUGGAGAUCGUCAAGUCGCUGAAUGCUCCUGUUGUGACGGCAGUGCCUCAGCUUCAUGGGCCGUCAUACGCACGCAAUCACCCCUCUAGGCCAUUCUCCAGGCCAUUCUCCAGGCAUCCAGUAGCCGCCCCACCGUACCCCGUAGUGACAUCGUCUGUUUCUGUACCCAUUACCGCUUCCGUUUCGCAACCCGCACAACAGCAAACAACAGCCAAAUCACAACUUGUAAAAUCGCCUACAGUCACGUCCCAUCAACCAAUUCUAUCGUCACAAAUUACAUCACAACCGUCCCCAUCCCAGCUAGGCAGCCCGCAAGUCCUGUCUGAGAAGCAACGGCCACCAGAGCCACAGAAUAAUAAUACCAAUAAUGCUAAUAAUAGCAAUCAUAAACUCCCGGUAUGGGCCAGUGACAUCACGUUGCAGUUUGCGAUGGCCCGACGUCUGGUGGCGUCUAUUACUGACCACGCCAAUCUUCGCGCUGGAUAUACAAUUGUCAAUUCUGACUUUGUCGUCCAGACGCUGCUGGGCCAGGCGGGCUCAGUCCUACCGACGAACGGGAUGGAGAAGUUGAAGACGGCUAUGGCGGAGUCAAUGGUUAGGCCUAAGAGCGAUAACAGCCACAGCAGCAGCAGCAGCAGCAGCAGCAGCAGCGAUAAUCACAAUAAUAAUUCGUCGUCGUCGUCGUCGCCACCACUGCAGCCACUGAAUAUGAAGGCGGAUGAAGUAGACCACCUGCUUCGAAUGCUACGGUUUGCACUUAUGAAUCUCACGACGAAAGUAACAGGCGCAGCGGGGAUGGUUGAAAAAAAAUCCCCAAAGAAAAGCACCCCGCAGGCUCCUGCUAAGGAAGAACUAUCCGGUGACGACGGUGAUGUUAGUGGCCUGCUGAUGCGUCCAAAACUGGAAGGUAAGUAUGCCUACUUGGAUGUGCAACGGCGCCAGUCAGCGUCGGUGUACCAGUCGCCGUAUGCGCCGGGUUUUGGGUUUUCGGAAUAUGCUAAGAAGGCGUAUCGAUUAGUUGGUGGUGAUGAUGAUGAUGAUGAUGAUGAAAUGGCUCAACAGCAGGGGAGUCAGUUGUCAUUGUCGCUACGGUAUUUUGAGUCGCUUUCGCGGACGGAUAAGGAUAAGGUUAUUGAGGCAUGUGGGGUGGAGGUUACGCGGCCCCGCUUACGGACCAGGAACGGGAAACCGGUUGUGGAUGAAGAAGAGACGCUUGAUAACGCAGUCUUUGAUGGGGAUGGCAGCCACAGCCACGGACACGGUCAUAGACAUAGUUCAGUGUCCAGAUUUGGCAAAUCGGCAUCCUCCCUGAACGGACCGGCGUCGUCCCUCGAUGCGAUGGCCCUAGACCACCACCACCAUCACAACCACCAUAAUGACCACCAAAACCACAGCCAUCACGACCACGACCACGACCACGUCUCCGUCUUUGACAUCUCCAUGGCCAUGCACACGCAAACACACAUGCACUUACCCCUCCACCAAGCCGACUCCCCCGCCUCAUCAAGCUUCGGCCGUCCACAAUUCCGCUACCAAUCCCCGCAAGACUUCUUACACAUCGAACAUGAAUCCUCCAUACUCCCCCGCCACCUCCAACUGCAACUCCAUGAACACGACCACGACCUCUUCGGCGACCAGCAUGCCAAUCAACGCUUCUGGCAACGCAGCGUCAUGCCGUGGGUCGAAGGCCAGCGCUGUGACGGUGAUGGCGACUCGCAUUGCGGCGGUAGCCGCGCUGGUUCUCGCACUGGAGAUGGCGACGAUGAUCCUCUUGGUAUCAACGGAGUUGGCGUUGGAGAUGGUGUCGGCAUUGGCGUUGGCAGUAGUGGUGGGGGAGGCGGUAUGGGUGUUGGCGAUGGUGGAUUGCAAUCGCCGGAUGAGCAGCCGCAUCAUCGACCGUUUUUUGGGCCGUUUAGGCCGUCUGGACAUGAUUACGCAUCGUCGGAUAUGGAUAUGGGGCUUGGUAGGGGGCCUGGGUCGUUGCAUUCUAUGGAUAUGGCGGGCUUCGGGUUUGAUGGGCCGGAGGAAGGGGAAGGGGAGGGGGAAGGGGAGGGGGAGAAAGAAGGUCAAGAUGUGGAUGCGAAUGAGGGUGGGCAUGGGGAUGAGGUGAGUAAAGGAAGCAGUCCUUGA
This is a messenger RNA of Paracoccidioides lutzii Pb01, 4959 nucleotides long. RefSeq lists its product as hypothetical. Gene Ontology annotation, cellular component: nucleus. The coding region runs from base 1 to 4959 and encodes 1652 amino acids. Gene Ontology annotation, molecular function: histone H3K9 demethylase activity; histone H3K36 demethylase activity. The transcript is spliced from 5 exons. The record is from RefSeq and is a predicted model, not a curated record. Gene Ontology annotation, biological process: chromatin remodeling.